Molecule: messenger RNA, 813 nt
Organism: Moesziomyces aphidis
Lineage: Eukaryota; Fungi; Basidiomycota; Ustilaginomycetes; Ustilaginales; Ustilaginaceae
Source: the annotation of a GenBank genome assembly
AUGUUGUGCCCGAUCCAGGAACCCACGGCUGGACAUGGCGGUGUGAAAGCCGCCGAGGCUGGAUCGCCGCCCAAUUUGGCAGGCGAGGGGGGCGCAACGGCCGCUCAUGCGCCGUCGAUUACCCCGGCGUGCUCGAAAAAAAGGCAGACGAUUGCGGAAGUUGAAUUUGGCUCUCUGCGAGGAUGGCUCAAAAAGAACAACUCGCCUACAGAGUUCCCCCGCAGCUGCGCCCCGGAUUGGGGUCUCUGGCAACUCGCCAGCCAUCCACCUUCUCUCACCACCAUCUCAUCCUCUCUUUCGUUCUCGAUGGCCCGACUCGCCCCUACACUGCUUCUCGCAGCUAUCAGCGCUGCAGCGGUGGCUGCACAGGCCGCACCACCACUCACCACCAACAAUGCGCAGAGUGCGUGUGUGCAGUUUGGCUCGUGCUCCACCGCGGGCGGCAACGGCGUCGUGACCGAGACGCAGAACUCGCCCGUCACGCAGCCGGCAGGAACACCCGCACUGGCAACGUACACCACGCUCGACUCGGCCUACAUCUCAUCGCUCGCUGCUGCAGGUGCCAGCUCGGCAUACGCAGCACUUGGUGGGAAUGGUGGUGCAAGCUCAGCGGUGCCACGUACGGUGACUACUUCGGCGAGGGGACGCGCUACAAGCACCGCUGCCGGUUCAGCUGCUUCGUCGUCCGGAUCAAUGGGCCUCGGUAGUCUAGGAUCUUCGAACGCUGCCGUCGCAAUGUCGGCAAACUCGGCCGCUUUGCAGAUGCUCGCACUCGCCGCUGCCGCCGUCCUCGGCGCUGCCAUGCUACUCUGA